AUGGCGACUGCUAUCAUCGUCGCGGCCGUAGUCGGUGGCGGUGUUCUGCUCGUCAUGCGCCGCUUGUUUCCCCGGCAAAAUGCGGUCAAGCUGCUCCAGUACCCCGCAGGCCUAAUGCGUGGAAAAACAGUCAUCGUGACCGGAGCUAACAGCGGCAUCGGGAAGGCUCUAGCCGGGGAGCUGCUGAAGCUUCAGGCUCGGGUCAUCAUGGCCUGUCGGGACCAGAAGAGCGCCGCCGAAGCGGCCCGGGACAUCCAGGGACAUUCGAGAACCGAGUCCGGGGAGGUGGUCGUCAAACAGCUGGACCUUGCAUCGCUCACAUCGGUCCGUAAAUUUUGUCAAGAGAUUCAGGAGGAGGAACCCAAGAUCGACGUCCUUGUCAACAACGCGGGUGUGUACCAAUGUCCCUACUCCAAGACGGAGGAUGGCUUUGAGAUGCAGCUCGGCGUCAAUCAUCUGGGUCACUUCCUGCUCACACACCUGCUGCUCGACCUCCUCAAGCGCUCCGCCCCCAGCCGUGUGGUGGUGGUGUCCUCCAAACUCUACAAGUAUGGCCACGUCAACUUUGAUGACCUGAACAGCGAGACAAAAUACAACAAGGCAUUCUGCUACAGUCAGAGUAAGCUAGCCAACCUGCUGUUCACCCUUGAACUAGCGAACCACCUCGAGGGUUCAGGGGUGACUGUCAACGCACUCACACCUGGAAUCGUGAGGACCAGACUGGGCCGACACAUUCACAUUCCCAUCUUGGCAAAGCCACUCUUCUAUCUGGCAUCAUUGCUGUUCUUCAAGAGUCCGUUGGAGGGUGCCCAGACCCCUCUCUACCUGGCUUGCUCCCCAGAAGUGGAGGGAGUGUCGGGGAAAUGCUUCGCUAACUGCGAGGAAGAGGAGCUGCUGGGGAAGGCUACAGAUAGACAAGCAGCUAAGAAGCUGUGGGAUGUGAGCAGGAGGAUGGUCGGACUCGAGGACUGA
This is a messenger RNA of Nerophis lumbriciformis (worm pipefish), 972 nucleotides long. The record is from RefSeq and is a predicted model, not a curated record. Lineage: Eukaryota; Metazoa; Chordata; Actinopteri; Syngnathiformes; Syngnathidae.